This is a messenger RNA of Mollisia scopiformis, 925 nucleotides long. RefSeq lists its product as uncharacterized. Lineage: Eukaryota; Fungi; Ascomycota; Leotiomycetes; Helotiales; Mollisiaceae. Bases 169 to 726 code for a protein of 185 amino acids. The record is from RefSeq and is a predicted model, not a curated record. The transcript has a single exon.
AGAUCUGGCUUGCUACUGUGCUACUGUGCUACUCGCCUGAGCGCCGGUACGAGUAAGCAGUCUCUAGCUCUAGACCUAGCUAAGACCAUCCGAAUCCAGACAGAGGCAUGAAGUUUGAAGAGCUCAACAACUCGAGGCUCGUAGCAGGCCAGGGAAGAUAUCUUCCAAAUGGGUAUAGUUAUAGUUCUGGGUCUGGAGAAGAAUGGCGACAGGGGAACGUCUCGUGGUGAGCGUGUCGUGCAAGUGGUGGUGGUGGUGGUGGUGGUGGUGUGCCUCUUACGCUGGCCCGCACGUUUAUCACGGAUCCAGGACCAUCCCCAGCGCUGGCACACCUCGCUCCUGGGAAAUCUGGAUUUCUGGGAUUCCGGCGCCGUGCAUGGACCAACGAUCUCCCAGGGGUUUGCAUCUGAUUGGCGUCCUUACGAGUUAGUCAACAGGUCGCCGAGCUUACUUGUGCACUGUUGUGGUUUGCAGUGGAGUGGAGUGGAGUGGGCCUCAAUAUCUGCAUCUGCAUUGCGGAAUCAUCCAGCGUUAAGCUCAAGCUCAAGCGCAUCCAGACGACCUGGACCUUGUACUUCCUUCCGAUGGAUGGACGGUAGGGAAUCGAGGACGAUGUCACCAAGCGAGGACGAAGGGAGUGGACGCGGCCAUCGAAGUCUCCUCGUCCUCGCGGUACUGUACUGUACGGUACGGGUUCGCUGGUUGGUGUUGGUGUUGCGUGGAUGAAGGAUCGAUGAUUGGUAUUAUUGAUUUCAUGGAAGCGCAACCAAGCCUGACUGAUGGUCAGAAAUAGAAACUUUUGCGUUACCAGGACCAAGACAGCGGGUAGGAGAUUGUUGGACUCAAAAUGCGACAGAGAGCAAAGCAAGCAAGCAAGCAAGCAAGCAGGCACGACCCCGACCCCCAAACCCAGAGUCCCAUACCA